This is a messenger RNA of Telopea speciosissima, 617 nucleotides long. Its product is annotated as 22.0 kDa class IV heat shock protein-like. The record is from RefSeq and is a predicted model, not a curated record. The transcript is spliced from 2 exons. NCBI's taxonomy places the organism in Eukaryota, Viridiplantae, Streptophyta, Magnoliopsida, Proteales, Proteaceae. Bases 40 to 603 code for a protein of 187 amino acids. Gene Ontology annotation, biological process: response to heat; response to hydrogen peroxide; protein complex oligomerization.
GAUGAGGAGGUCAUCAGUGGCGUUACUCUGGUUAUUUUAAUGGCGGUGAUGGUGACGCUUAGUCCGCCGUCGGAGGGUUCACUUCUGCCGUUUGUGGAUCGACCGGCGAGCCUUUGGUCGGAUAUCUUGCAAGAUAGGUUACCUGAUCCGUUCAAAAUCCUGGAACGAGUCCCUUUCGAGCUGGAGAAGGAUGAUAUGGUCGUCUCUCCUGCUAGAGUUGACUGGAAAGAAACUCCCGAAGCACAUUUCAUCAUGCUCGACGUCCCUGGGCUGAAGAGAGAGGAACUGAAGAUAGAAGUGGCCGAGAACAGAGUGCUGCGGGUGAGCGGGGAGAGGAAAAAGGAAGAGGAAAAGAAAGGGGAUCAAUGGCACCGUGUGGAGAGGUCCUAUGGCAAGUUCUGGAGGCAAUUUCGUUUGCCUGAAAACCUGGAUUUAGACUCCAUUAAAGCAAACCUCGAUAAUGGCGUUCUCACCAUCUCCAUCGCUAAGCUGUCUCCGGAAAAGAUCAAGGGUCCCAGAGUCGUCAGCAUUGCAGAUGGGGAAGAACACCACCACCAUGCCAAAAAUUUCGAAAUCGAGAAAGAAAAGAAGCAAGAACUUUGACUUCGUUUCCAUCA